Molecule: messenger RNA, 1604 nt
Organism: Onychostoma macrolepis
Lineage: Eukaryota; Metazoa; Chordata; Actinopteri; Cypriniformes; Cyprinidae
Exons: 8
Coding region: 187-1266 (359 amino acids)
Source: RefSeq, a predicted model, not a curated record
UCUGACAACAAUGAUACUGUAACUGAGGUACCUACUGUGCUUGAGGUGCCUACUGUGACACUGACUGUUGUGGAAAAUGCAACCUCAUUUGAUAUACGACAGAUUUUGGAGGGAUGCGCACAUGGGUCUUCCAUUUUCUCGUCUUUGGAACGAAACCACAACUUAUGUCUUGAAGACAGAAGAAAAAUGGUUCGCAUUUUGGUGUCCCAUUUAAUGGAGAAGUUUGGAGAAUAUCCAUCACCAGACCGAAAAAAAGAGCUAGCUCUGGCCCUGGUCACACAAUUCCCAUGCCUUAGAGAUUCAGAGGGCAGUGGAUAUGGAGUAUGGUAUACACCAGGGCGAUACCGCCAUCCAGCCACAGGGUUUUUGGAGGAACGACUCCGUAACAUCAGAAAGCGCCUCCACAGUCACAGUUCAGCAUCAGCACAGCGAUCACAGACCACAAAUGAGCGCCGAGCUACUGUGACUGAUCGCAUCACUUUAUUGCCAGACACAGAAGUGAGUGAGGCAGACAAUAGCAAAAUGACAGAGUGGCUUAAGAAGAGUAAGCAACCAGUUAGUCAAGUUGAGGAAUUUAUGAGAGGAACCGCUAUCUACCGAGCACAGUGGAUUAGAGAAAAUGGAUCAAAAUCUCUAAUGGAUAUAACUCAAGAGUAUCCAAGACUUUUGGACACCCCUGGAAUGAUUGCUCAGGACUUCGGUAUUUUAUACCCACAUGCCAAAGACAAACUUUUUGAGAUCUGGGGACAUGCAUCUCAACGAAUACUUUCAUAUUGCAAGACGGAGAAGAGAGCUUUGGAUCUUCUUCCACUUCAAACUAACAUUUCUUCUGACACUCUUGGAGAUGUUGCUUUAAAAACUCUCCCAGCUAUCCUUCCUCCAUUGCCAUACAAAAUUGGCAGCAAGAUGGUUCGGCCCUCUUACCAGGAGGCAAAAGAAGCAUUCGUUGAUUUGCAGCCUGUUGGGACAAACAUCAUUCAGUACUUGGAGGAGGAGGAACAACGGAGACAAUUCCCUCAUGUCCUGCAGCUUGGGGAUAAAGUCAAUUGCUCUCAAGCCUUCGUAAUUGUGGGAGGAGUGGCACUGGAGCAAGACAGCCUUUUGCAAGCUGUUGAUACAUGCUUUAAAUUAUUUUAUGUUUUGGACAUUGAAUAUCCCAAGCCUGCUGCUGCUGUUUGGCAGUUUCUACAACACACAAUAUAUUCUGUGCCAGGAGGUGUUCCAUCAACACACUGCCGCCUACUUAGGCAGUUUAUAAUUGGAUGAGGUGGACUAGCUUUUUGUUUGUUUGUCUGUUUUUUUUUUUGUUGUUGUUUUUUUGUGCUACCUGUUUACAAUGUGUAAAACAGGUUGCAGAUACAUUACUUUGAAACAAUAUAUUUUUAUAUAUUAUUGCAUUUGCUGGACUGUAACACACAUUUAUUUAUUUCCCUGUAUUAUACACCCUAAAAUAUAAUUGCAAAUAAUUUAAUUUGUAACAAUAUAUAUAUAUUUUAAUAUUUCUGUGCAGUGUUCCCUCAACACAAUCGCCUUACAAGGCAACUUAUAAUUACAUUUGCUGGAAUAUAACUUUGUUUGGUUUAUUUAUUUGUUUGGUAAACUGA